AUUUGCUUCGGUAAAGCCGGAAUUGAAAGGCAUAAGAAGCGCCAUAAUUCCCCAGAGUCCAUUAGUGGGAAUGGGGAGCGACGAACAAAACGCCAUGGCUGAGCAGCAACUUCUGAGCAUGGGCUUUCCGCAAGACUUAGCCGCCGAAGCUCUUACGGCAACCGGCGGCGAUAUCGUUAAAGCUACCGACUGGAUUCUCCACAAAGAUUCUUGCAAUUUCAACCCAAAAUCUCUGUCUCCUUCUACUACCGAUCAACGCUCGUCCCCUCCUCCAUUUCAGCCCAAAAUCGAUCGCUUCUUUCAAUUCCAAUCCAAACCCCUAACCUCCACCUAUAUAUCAACCCUUAAACCCACUGUUACUACUAAGGGGUUGGCGACCCAUGAAGAAGAAGAAGUAGAAGAAGAUUAUGAACCCCAACUAACAAAGCGUCCUAAAUUAGUAGUAGAAUCUGAAAAAGAAAAGAAAAAGAAACCCCCUCACGAACCCUUGUCCGAACGAAUGCGACCUCGUACCCUAGACGAGGUUGUUGGUCAAGACCAUAUUUUGGCGCAAAAAUCCCUUCUUCGAUCAGCCAUCGACUGCGGUCGUCUCCCUUCACUACUCUUGUGGGGUCCACCUGGUACCGGCAAAACCUCCAUUGCUCGAGCCAUAGUCAACACUUGCUCUGCUCCUGAAAAUAAUAUAUACCGGUUUGUCUCCUUGUCGGCAGUCACUUCGGGGGUUAAGGAUGUUAGAGAUGCUGUUGACGAAGCGAGAAGGCUGAAAAAGAAGAGCAAUAAGAGGACUAUUUUGUUCAUUGAUGAAGUUCACAGGUUCAACAAGGCCCAACAAGAUUCCUUUUUGCCGGUUAUUGAGGACGGCAGUGUUAUUUUCAUGGGAGCAACUACUGAAAACCCAUCAUUUCAUUUGAUUACGCCGUUAUUGUCCAGGUGCAGAGUUUUGACUCUCAAUCCCUUAAAACCCCAACAUAUUGCUUCCCUCCUCAGGCGUGCCGUGGCUGAUUCUAACAAGGGGCUGUGUUGUUCUAUGGGUGAGAUGUUGAAAAUUAAAGUGAAUGAUGAGUGUGUAGAGUUUCUUUCAGAAAAUUGUGAUGGAGAUGCUAGGGUGGCAUUGAAUGCCUUGGAAAUCUCAGCUACCACUGCUGCUGCACGGUCGCAAAUGGCGAGAGGAUCAAACGGGGGGUUAGAGUCUGCAGUUAUAACUCUGGAUGAUGUAAAAGAAGCAACGCAGUGUAAGCAUUUGGCUUAUGACAGAGCAGGGGAUGAACAUUAUAAUCUUAUCAGCGCGCUUCACAAAUCUAUGAGAGGAAGUGACGCUGACGCUUCCAUUUAUUGGCUGGCGAGAAUGUUGGAAGGGGGUGAAGAGCCUCUCUACAUAGCCCGCAGGCUGGUCAGGUUUGCUAGUGAAGAUGUGGGGUUAGCUGAUCCAUUGGCUCUUUGCCAGACGGUUGCUUGCUACCAAGCUUGCCAUUUUAUCGGCAUGCCCGAGUGCAAUGUUAUCCUUGCUCAGUGUGUUGCUUAUUUGGCCCUGGCUCCCAAGUCUAUUUCUGUCUAUAGAGCAAUAGGGAAAGCUCAAAAAGUGGUAAGAGAAUCAGUUGGACAAAAUGAAGGGGUUUCCCUUCAUCUUAGGAAUGCACCAACUAAGCUAAUGAAGGAUCUUGGUUAUGGGAAGGACUAUAUUUAUCCUCCUGACAAUCCGAACUCAUCAUCCCAGACUUAUUUGCCACCAUCUCUUCAAGGUUAUAAGUUUCUCGACUGGCCAAACGUUGCAGCAAAUGAUCAAUGAUGAGGAUAACAUGACAAUGUUAUGGCUUUCUGAAAAUAGCUUCUUUUGCGGGUUAGCACUGUUUCUUCUCCCUUUUAUCUAGUUGUGGGAAUUGUUAGUGAUCAGGCUAAUCUUUAGGAAUUUUGCGCCACUCUAUUGUCAUUUUUUGGGUAACUUUGACUUUUAGCUUUGAGCAAUGAGCAGAGGAGGAAAAAACUUCUGGUUUAGAGGGAUUGAAUGAUUCCUUUUUUUGGUUGUAGUUUUGUCAGAUUUUAUGUGCAUCCCCUCUAUUUUGUCCUUGCUUUUGGCCACAUCUGGAAACAAUAUAUAUUACAUGGGAGGUUUACUUUUUCCGCUUU
This is a messenger RNA of Nicotiana attenuata, 2124 nucleotides long. RefSeq names its product ATPase WRNIP1-like. The transcript has a single exon. The coding region runs from base 71 to 1786 and encodes 571 amino acids. Gene Ontology annotation, cellular component: nucleus. Gene Ontology annotation, biological process: DNA-templated DNA replication; regulation of DNA repair. NCBI's taxonomy places the organism in Eukaryota, Viridiplantae, Streptophyta, Magnoliopsida, Solanales, Solanaceae. The record is from RefSeq and is a predicted model, not a curated record. Gene Ontology annotation, molecular function: DNA binding; ATP hydrolysis activity; single-stranded DNA helicase activity.